GGGGGGGGGGGGGGAGGCAUUUAGUAUAAAGGGUGGAGAGGAGUGAAGCCACCCAAACAGAGCUGGAGAGCCAGACAGAGAGCUGCAACUGAACCUGAAGGACUUCAUCACAGCUGCUUUAACUUUUUCAAGAGCAGAAUGGAAGCAGAAAGGAGGACGCAGAUGUCAGCAGAGCAAACGGAGAACAGGGAUCUCUCUGAGCAAAUCAAAGAGGUGACCAAGGAGAGCCACGUCAGAGCAGAAAACACAGAACUGAUGCUGAGCUUCCAGCGGGGACAAGUCACGCUUCCACAAUACAAGCUCCUCCUGUGCUCCCUGUACGAGAUCUACCAGGCCUUGGAGGAAGAGCUGGACAGGAACUCCAACCAUCCUGCCGUCGCACCCAUUUACUUCCCCGCCGAACUGGCCCGGCUCAAGUCCAUCGAGACGGACCUGGAGUACUUCUACGGGCCGGCCUGGAGGGAGAAGAUCGUCGUCCCUGCCGCCACUCAGAGAUACUGCCACAGACUCAGACAGAUUGGCAAAGAAAACCCAGAGUUCCUGGUUGCCCACGCUUACACCCGAUACUUAGGAGACCUCUCUGGGGGGCAGGUCCUCGGCCGAAUCGCCCAGAAGUCCAUGGGUCUGAAAGGCAGCGAGGGUCUGUCUUUCUUCGCCUUCCCCGGCGUCUCCAGCCCCAACCUCUUCAAGCAGCUCUAUCGCGGCCGCAUGAACAGCGUGGAGCUGACGGCGGAGGAGAGGAGCGGCGUGCUGGAGGAGGCCGUCAGGGCCUUCGAGCUUAACAUCCAGGUGUUCGAUGGCUUACAGAAGAUGCUCAGUGUCGCAGGAAAUCUGCAGCAGGAAAGCUCGACAAACUCCAACGCAGUUUAUAGGAAAACACUCCAGUUGCCAGGAAGCCUUUCUCCUAUGGUCAGGAUGGCCCUGGGACUCUUUGUGGCUCUGGCUGCUGUCAUGGGACUCUAUGCAUUGUAGAGACGGUAAACGAAAAUACUGUGUAUUUUCUUGUUCGUGUCCUUUUAAUCUAACCUGACGGUCCCUUUUGUAUACGACUGAUAACAAUUCCAAGAGCCUGUGUAAUAUACUGUAUUUGUUUCCAUUGUGUACUGACUUGAUUUGUACUGUUUUCUCUAUCACGCUGAUAACGCAAAAUGCAUUAAUAUGUGCAAUACUGAAAGUAAACUGUAUAUAUGCCACCUUUUGUAAUAAAAUAAAAUCCGUGAACAGGGAAAAAAA
This is a messenger RNA of Fundulus heteroclitus (mummichog), 1233 nucleotides long. RefSeq names its product heme oxygenase. The record is from RefSeq and is a predicted model, not a curated record. Gene Ontology annotation, molecular function: heme binding; heme oxygenase (decyclizing) activity. Lineage: Eukaryota; Metazoa; Chordata; Actinopteri; Cyprinodontiformes; Fundulidae. The transcript is spliced from 6 exons. Gene Ontology annotation, biological process: response to oxidative stress; heme oxidation; heme catabolic process. The coding region runs from base 139 to 972 and encodes 277 amino acids.